UUCACAUGAUAUAAACCUAAUUAAAUUUUCCGUGGUUUGUAGUCUCCACCAAGACCACAUAUGUCGUGAUUGGAACGGGAUCAAUUCACAAACGCUAACAUUCUGGGAAGUGGAUCGCACGUACUAGGAAAAUGUUCCGUGGAAAAUAAGACUGAACGUUUCUAAAUUAUGAGAAAGUUAAUUGAUACUUGUUUCUUUAAAGAACUAAAAUAAUCUUGGACUGGGAAGUGUUGGAUUGUUUUCUUAAAGAACUAACAAAAUCUUGGAAGUGUACGAUUACAGAACUAAGUAUUGUCAUCUAGAAAUACGGAUAUCGUUAUAGAAAUCCAGGCGUUAUAAGGAAGUAUAGAGCAGAACCUCACAAGAUGUCUGAAGACUACAGCAUCUACACGGGUGUGGUCAAGAGUUUCGGCAUCGCCGACUACAUCCUCUUCUCUUUGACGCUUCUCGUUUCCGCCGGGAUCGGCAUCGGGUUCGCCAUAGCUGACAGGAAGAAGAACACGACGGACGAGUUUUUGCUGGGCGGGAAGAAGAUGAACGUCUUCCCCGUGGCCAUGUCCUUGAUGGUGACCUUCAUGUCGGCCAUGACCUUGCUGGGCAACCCGGCGGAGAUCUACAACUACAACACCAUGUUUUGGUAUUUGAUCGUCGCUUUCGUGACGGCCAUUUCUUUCUCCGCCUACAUCGUCAUACCUUUCUUCUACCAUCUUCAGAUAACCAGCACAUUCGAGUACCUGCAGAUGAGAUUUGACAGGGCCACCAGCCUGUUUGGUUGUUACAUCCUCAUCGCCCAGACGCUGAUCUACAUGGCGUUUCUGCUCUAUGCCCCGGCCCUGGCACUUAAUGCAGUGACUGGCGUCCACCUGUGGGGGUCAGUCAUAGGGAUGGGAUGUGUGGUCACCUUCUACACGACCUUGGGCGGCAUGAAAGCCGUGCUGUGGACGGACACCUUUCAGGCCGGUGUGAUCAUAGCGGGUCUGUUGGCGGUGCUCAUCAAGGGCUCUAUGGUGGAGGGAGGCUUUGACAAGGCCUGGGAGAUAGCCAACCUACACGGGCGGAUUGUCUUUGAUGAGGCGAAUCCCGACCCCAAGGUCCGUCACUCCAUCUGGUCCAUGGUGUUUGGGGGCUGGGCCUUCUGGAUGUACCUGUACGGGGUCAACCAGGCCCAGGUCCAGCGCUGUUUGAGCUGCCCCACGGUCAGGAAAGCUCAGCUUGCCAUGUGGAUCAACCUGCCGGGUCUGAUGUUUAUAGUCAGCACCUGUUGCAUGAUCGGCAUCGUCAUGUUCGCCUUCUACGUCGACUGCCACCCCAUCACCUACGGUCUUGUGGACAAAACUGACCAGCUUGUACCUCUGUACGUCAUGGACAUCCUCGGAGACUUUCCUGGCCUGCCUGGUGUCUUCGUCUCGUGUGUCGUCAGCGGCAGUCUCAGCUCCCUGUCAUCUGGCCUCAAUGCCCUGUCAGCUGUGACGUUACGUGACAUCAUGCAAGAGUCAUGUUCCAGCCUGACCAAGAUCAGCGAGUUCAGGACAACAAUCAUAUCCAAACUUAUAGUUUUUUUCUACGGUGUCCUAGCUAUUGGAUUGGCUUAUGUUGUGUCACACCUUGGGUCUAUAUUACAGGCUGUUUACAUCGUGUUUGGUAUACUGAACGGGCCACUGCUGGGUGUCUUUACCCUGGGGAUGUUCUUCCCGUGGGCCAACAGACGGGGCGCUUUUGGUGGUCUGAUUGGCUCCCUAGCCAUCCUGUUCUGGAUCGGCAUCGGAUCAUUCGUCUACAACAUAGAGACACCCGUCUCCCCCACUUUCGUGACGGGUUGUAACUUCACGGCUAAGCCAACCCCCUCUCCGGUCAACGUGACAACCACACCGGCCACCCCCACAGAGUCCAGCGAUCCAUUCAUAGAAAUGUACAAGUUGUCUUACAUGUACUACACAGCACUCGGCAUGCUAGCCGUCUGGGGUGUAGGGCUACCUAUAAGUUUUGCUACAGGCUACACCCGACCAGAGACCAUUGACCCUCGUCUCAUCUGCCCGGUAUUUGAGGAAAUGAUUCCAUGUCUGCCAGCUAAAGUUAAAAAGUUCUUUCGUUUUGGUAUCGUCCACGAAGGGAAAUAUGACAAAGAGGCCAAAACGGACAUUGAGAUGUCCAUCAAGGGAUCAUCGUCCAACACAUUAAAAGCCUCUCAGACCAGCCUCACACCAGAUGUAUUGUCUGACAAUGUCAACGAGACGAAAACUUCUAAAGUCUCCUUGGAAGUCGGCACUGAAAACGGAGACGCGGGCAAGGACAAUCUAGGGUAUAUAAGUGAUGUUGACAAAAGUGUUACGCGGUUAUGAAAAUAAACGUUCAUUUAUUUUUAAAAAACAUUAAAUCCAAUGAUCGUUCAUAAAACUAGUAUUUAUUAUUUUUAGAGUUCAUUUUUAUGAUAAUUAAAACAGUACCAAAAAAGUAAGAGAAGAUCAUCUUUUUCAAAUGAGUUUUCUUCAUUAUAAUAUUUCUGAUUCAUGCAGAUAAAAAUUUAAAUAUUAAUCUAGUUAAAAUGUUAAUUGUGAUAGAAAUUCGGAUAAAUAUUUUCUACUUACUCAUACAAUUAAGUCAUAUCGCUUGUCAUUUAACAACCAUUACUAUUAGAUUUAGAUGUGCUUAUUUAAAGAAUUAUAUUUAUUAUUAUAUCAAGUUUUAUAUAACUCUGUACCUACAUGUGUAGUGGGUUGAUAGCCCACGUAGGGGCACCCAUUUUCUAAAAACCCCAAUUUAUAAGGCCCACUUUUGACAUUUCAAAUAUUUUUUUUUCAAUAAAACACUCAAACACUGAGUCAUAUUCAUGACUAAAUAAUAAAUAGCAUAAAUAAAAUUAUAAAAUAUUUUUAUAAGCAAAGAUAGUUAUGUUUCCGUUUAUGACAGAUAAGGUAGAUAAUAACAUGAGGUAGAUUAUAAUAGAUUAUGUAGAUUAUAACAUGAGGUAUAUUAUAACAGAUGAGGUAGAUUAUAACAUGAGGUAGGUUAUAACAUGAGGUAGAAUAUAACAAGAGUUAGAUUAUAACAGAUGAGGUAGAUUAUAACAGAUGAGGUAGAUUAUAACAGGUGAGGUGAGGUAGAUUAUAACAUGAGGUAGAUUAUAACAGAUGAGGUAGAUUAUAACAUGAGGUAGAUUAUAACAUGAGGUAGGUUAUAACAUGAGGUAGAAUAUAACACGAGUUAGAUUAUAACAGAUGAGGUAGAUUAUAACUAGAGGUAGAUUAUAAAAGAUGAGGUAGAUAAUAACAGAUGAGGUAGAUUAUAACAGAUGAGGUAUAUAAAAAACAAUUAAUCUGUUCCUCUGAUAACGAAGAUAUUGAUCAGCACUAUGCCCAGUCACCUUUACUUUCCCUAAUUAGUUUACACAACCAUAACCAAUUAUGCAUUUCAAAACUCAUUAGAUUUUUAAUUUGUAUUUAUUAUAUGCCACAUUUUUAACAGGUGGAAUUGAGCAUUCGUUUACAUACGAGGCCAAUCGUCCAUUAUAAAUUUAAAAUAUAUUGUUUAUAAUCAGGGCUUUCAAACCGAACACCAUUCCAUAUGCAUUGCAGUUAUACAGAAUUGCACACUUCCGCCUUGAGGAUAUUAUAUUUAAAAGGUUUUGUUUGUUUACAGGUCUACUGUACACGUGAAGUCGAUAGUCUAGUGGUAACUAUGUGAAUGUUGUAACCAUUUUUUAUUUCCAUGGUCAGAUUGCAUUUGUCUUGUAUAAACCAGUGCAUUAGGUAUUUUAUUUACUGGAUGUCUUGUGCUAAAUACAAACGACACGGCUGAAGAUUUGAGAAUUAUUUAAGAUUGAUUAAACUUAUA
This is a messenger RNA of Physella acuta, 3831 nucleotides long. RefSeq names its product sodium-coupled monocarboxylate transporter 1. Lineage: Eukaryota; Metazoa; Mollusca; Gastropoda; Physidae. Gene Ontology annotation, molecular function: symporter activity. Gene Ontology annotation, cellular component: membrane. Gene Ontology annotation, biological process: sodium ion transport; transmembrane transport. The record is from RefSeq and is a predicted model, not a curated record.